Messenger RNA from Blepharisma stoltei, 2111 nucleotides. The record is from the annotation of a GenBank genome assembly. NCBI's taxonomy places the organism in Eukaryota, Ciliophora, Heterotrichea, Heterotrichida, Blepharismidae.
AUGGCUAAACCUGGAAAGGCAGCUAAGAAGGCUAAGCAACUCACCAAAGGUCAUGUUGUGACGAAACUUGAGAAAAAGGCAAGACCUUCUAACAGAAAAGGGGGUGACCCCGAAAAAAACCCUGAUGGGUUUUUCAGUGUAUACUUCCAAACGGCGAUUUUAUGGAAAAGUUUUUUCCUGGAAAAAUCCGGGAAAAAACCCAAAUGGUUUUUUUCCAAGCAUACCUGAAAAAAAACUCAAGGGGUUUUUUUGGUACCUAUUUUCCCUGAAAAAAACCCCUUACCUUUAAAAAUGAUAUAUAAAAAUUUAUCGAUAAUAAAUAAAGAGAUAUCCACAGAAAUCUAUAAAUAAAUAGAGCUGACAAUGCUUAAUUUAAUGUAUUAUAACCAAAACAAAAUAAGUAAAUUAAUAACAUAGUAUGCGAUCAAAUUUGUGAAAAGUACUAUUUUUUUUUUUUUUUUAAAACAUUCCCUGAAAAAACCUAAUAAUUUUUUUAAACUGAUAUGCUUGUACAAGACAUAGUGUUCAAAUGUGUUCCCAAUGCACACAUAAGAUGGGUCAAGCCAAUUAAAAUGAUAUUUUCUAGCUCAACGACUUAAAAUUCAUAACGAGGCAUAUUGCUUAUGUAAGUCUAAAAAACUAAAAAGAAUGGAGGAAAAAACCCCAAAAUUUUAGCUAACUCCCCCCAUCCUUGAUCGAACGAUUGACUGUAAAAAUUCCUAAAAAUUGGAGAAAUUAACCCCCCAUCCUUGAUCGAACGAUUUUCAUAUCAUGCAACUUUUAUAUAUAUAAAAAUAUAUAUUAGUUAUCAAAAGCUUGGGAAGAUGCACCUAAUGAAGUUGUUUUCAGGGACUUUGAGACGACAGAAAGCUUCGAAAUCAACUAUCCGAAGUGAUUUAGUCAUCAAUCUAGGCUUAAAAAAUUAAUAAUCUAAUAAAAUAGAGAUCUUUAAAAUUUUAAAAAAAAAAAAUUAAUUUAAUAAGGAACAAAUUAAAAUUUAUACAGUUUAAAGGGGUAACUAAUAAAUCAAAAAUAUUAAAAAUUGGUAUUUUUAUGAAAUUAAUUAAAUUUUUUGCUGUAAAAAUAAUUAUUAAAUGCCCUUAACCCUCUUAUUUAAAAGUAAAUAAAAAAAUAUAUAUAUAUUUUAUUUUUAUAUAUAAAUUUUUUUUUAACCCCCAUCCUUGAUCGAACGAUGGCGAGUCGUUCGAUCAAGGAUGGUGGGGGGGAGUAAGGGGUUUUUUCCUGGAUUGUUUUUUUAAAAAAAAUUUCUUCAGGGUUUUUUCCAUAAAAAAAAAAACCAAAAUUUUGGUUAAUGGGUUUUUUCCUCCAUUCUUUUUAGUUUUUUAGACUUACAUAAGCAAUAUGCCUCGUUAUGAAUUUUAAGUCGUUGAGCUAGAAAAUAUCAUUUUAAUUGGCUUGAACCAUCUUAUGUGUGCAUUGGGAACACAUUUGAACACUAUGUCUUGCACAAGCAUAUCAGUUUAAAAAAAUUUAUUAGGGUUUUUUCAGGGAAUUUUUUAAAAAAAAAAAAAGAUAGUACUUUUCACAAAUUUGAUCGCAUACUAUGUUAUUAAUUUACUUAUUUUGUUUUGGUUAUAAUACAUUAAAUUAAGCAUUGUCAGCUCUAUUUAUUUAUAGAUUUCUGUGGAUAUCUCUUUAUUUAUUUAUCGAUAAAUUUUUAUAUAUAUCAUUUUUAAAGGUAAGGGGUUUUUUUCAGGGGGAAAUAGGUACCUAAAAACCCCUUGAGUUUUUUUCAGGUAUGCUUGAAAAAAAAAACAUUUGGGUUUUUUCCCGGAUUUUUCCAGGAAAAAACUUUUCCAUUAAAUUCACCGUUUGGAAGUAUACACUGAAAAACCCAUCAGGGUUUUUUUCGGGGUCACCCCAGAAAAGGGAAGCUCAGCAAACGCACUGAGACCGUAAGAGCUGUGAUCAGAGAUGUCACUGGGUUUGCACCUUAUGAAAGAAAAAUUCUUGAACUUUUACAGGCUGGCAGCUCCAAAGAUGAAAAGAAAGCCCUCAAAGUUGCAAAGAGAAGGGUUGGAACUCACAGAAGAGGCAUGCGCAAAAGAGAAUACAUGAGAGCAGUCAUGCAGAGAUUACGCCAUAAGUAA